Messenger RNA from Zingiber officinale, 1997 nucleotides. Its product is annotated as 4-coumarate--CoA ligase 3-like. The coding region runs from base 214 to 1842 and encodes 542 amino acids. The record is from RefSeq and is a predicted model, not a curated record. The transcript has 5 exons. NCBI's taxonomy places the organism in Eukaryota, Viridiplantae, Streptophyta, Magnoliopsida, Zingiberales, Zingiberaceae. Gene Ontology annotation, molecular function: CoA-ligase activity.
UUAAGUCAACCUUUCGACGCUAUCAUGCCGUCCACGUAGGUUCACCGACCCUCGCCACCGGCUAUAUUACGCCGCGGCCCUUUCGUAUUCCGGCAGGGGAGAGCAGAGAAUUCAUCUGAUUGACCUGAAGCAAUCGAGGCUCUUCUUCUCUCCUCGCCUUCUACCUCCGCUGCUGGUAGCACUGUCGUCGGCUGCUGAGGGAAUUGUCUCGGGAUGGGUUCGAUCGCGGUGGAGGAGGAGGUUAUUUUCCGGUCCAAGCUGUCGGACAUCGAGAUCAAGAACGACAUUCCCUUGCACGCCUAUUGCUUCGAGCGGCUCCCCGAGUUCGCGGACCGCCCGUGCAUCAUCGACGGCGCGUCCGGGGUCGUGCUCACCUACGCGGAGGUCGACGCCGCGGCGCGGCGCUUCGCCGCGGGGCUCCUCCGGGCGGGCGUCGGCCGGGGGGACGUGUUCAUGAUCCUCCUCCGCAACUCCCCGGAGUUCGUGAUCGCUUUCCUCGCCGCGUCCCACGCCGGGGCCGUCGCCACCACCGCCAACCCCUUCUACACCCCCGGCGAGAUCCAUAAGCAGGCGGCGGCCGCGGGGGCGCGCGUCAUCGUCACGGAGUCGUGCUACGUGGAGAAGAUCCGUGAGUUCGCAGAGGAGCGCCGCGUGGGCAUCGUGACGGUGGACGACGACGGAGGCGUCGGCUGCCUCCGCUUCGCGGAGCUUCUUGCCGCGGACGCCGGGGAGCUGCCUGCCGCGGAGAUCGAUCCCGACGACGUGGUGGCGCUACCGUACUCGUCGGGCACCACGGGGCUGCCCAAGGGCGUGAUGCUGACGCAUCGGAGUCUAAUCACCAGCGUCGCGCAGCAGGUGGACGGCGACAACCCCAAUCUGUACUUCCACGAAGACGACGUGCUCCUGUGCGUGCUGCCGCUGUUCCACAUCUACUCUCUCAACUCGGUGCUCCUCUGCGGGCUCCGGGUGGGUGCCGCCAUCCUCAUCAUGCGGCGAUUCGAGGUGGCGCCGCUGCUGGAGCUGGUGCAGCGGUACAGGGUGACGGUGGCUCCGGUGGUGCCGCCCAUCGUGCUGGAGCUGGCCAAGAGCCCUCUGAUGGACGGGUACGACCUGUCCUCCGUACGGAUGGUGAUGUCCGGCGCCGCGCCGAUGGGCAAGGAGCUCGAGGAGAAGUUCAUGGCGAAGCUCCCCAACGCGCGGCUCGGGCAGGGUUAUGGGAUGACGGAAGCCGGGCCGGUGCUAUCGAUGUGCUUGGCGUUCGCGAAAGUGCCGUUCGAGGUGAAGUCCGGCGCUUGCGGCACCGUGGUGCGGAACGCGGAGAUGAAGAUCGUGGACCCUGACACCGGCGCGUCGCUCGGGCGCAACCUGCGCGGCGAGAUCUGCAUCCGCGGAUCCCAAAUCAUGAAAGGUUAUAUCAAUGAUGUAGAGGCCACAAACAACACCAUAGACAAGGAUGGUUGGCUGCACACAGGAGAUAUAGGCUUUGUGGACGAUGACGAUGAGGUCUUCAUCGUCGAUAGGCUGAAGGAGAUAAUCAAGUACAAAGGCUUCCAGGUAGCCCCAGCCGAGCUUGAAGCACUACUUAUCACCCAUCCGAACAUCGCCGAUGCUGCGGUAGUCCAGAUGAAAGAUGAAGCAGCAGGGGAAGUUCCUGUUGCUUUUGUUGUGCGAUCGAACGGGUCACAAAUCACUGAGGAUGAGAUCAAGCAAUACAUUUCCAAGCAGGUGGUGUUCUACAAAAGGAUCAACAAGGUUCUCUUUACCGAUGCCAUUCCGAAGGCGCCCUCUGGUAAAAUUUUGAGAAAGGAUCUCAGAGCAAAGCUAGCAGUUCUUUUUCCAUGAUGCCAUCCGUUUCGAUGUCACAAAUACAUCAUCAUCUUAAAUCUUUAAUUUCUUCCCUGCUUUUGUGUUGUUGGUCUGAACAUGUUCGGAUUGGUGCUCUGAUACCAAGAGAAACUAUUGGUUUAUUAUUUGCUAUACAAAUUGAGUUUGUAUUA